AGUUAUCUCAUUAAUUUGUUUUUGUUCCGUAAUCACUUUCCAUUAUUCUUCAUUCUCACAAAAUAAAGAAUUCAUCUUCUUUUUUAAGUUUUACCUUCCACAGUUUCCCGCUCGGUCCGUCACGCCGCCACACCCUUGGGUUUUUCGCACUUCCAGCAGGGAAAUCAUCUUAGCUACGAGCCCUGAAGUUUAGUGGAUAAGUUGGAAUAGAUAGGAUAAAAAUGGAGUUUCCACCUUCUUCCUCCACUACAAUGCGAUCAAACGACACCGUUUUCUACGCUAUAUACCCCGAUUCCCUCACCACCACUACAGCCACCACCCUCCAAUCCCUCCACCUCCAAAUCCUACAAACCAUUUCACCCUUAACCACUGACUACAUCUGGCAACACCAACCUUUCACCCUGUCUCUCUCCAUUCCCCCAAACCCUACCUCCUCCAACCUCCCUCACCUCCACGGCCACCUCCGCUACGGCGACAACCUUGACGACGAAUGGUUCACCGUCUUCCUCCUCUUCCACAUAUCCAGCCACUUCCCUUCCCUUUCCAUCCGCGUUUGGGACUCUGAUGGUGAGUUUCUCCUCAUCGAAGCCGCCUUUCAUCUUCCUCGUUGGCUUGACCCUGAAAACUCCGACAACCGUAUCUUCAUCCGUAACGGCCAUAUCCACAUCAUCCCCCGUAACCGUCUCCCUACCCCUUCCCUAAUGGAUUCACUUAAGUUCCUAAUAACCUCUGAGUCCGAAUCGCGAGCCUCUGAACAGGUUCAGACCGCUGUUAUGAACCGGAUUAAGGAUUACCCAGACCGAGCUAAGAAGAAUAUGCAUACGGUUAGGGUUAGGGUUCCGGUGUCGGUUGCAAUGGUUCUUAAACACGAGCCAUGCUUGAUUUCAUUGUCAGUGGAAGGUUUCUACGACAGGGACAUUGAUUCCAUGAAAUUUGCGGCGAAGAUGGAGAAAUUUUUGGGGAAAGGGAGGGAGGAGGAGUUGGUUUGCGUUUGUGUGAAGAUGUCCAGGGCUAUGUAUGCCCAGCUUGUUCAGCAGACAUUUCGGGCUCCAAAGGUUUAUCCGGAGCUCCCGAGUAGAGACCAUCGGGAGGAGUAUGCAGAGGCGGAGUUGGGGUUGAAGAUUGCUUGUGGGAUGGAAAUGAUGUAUCAGCAGCGGAAGCGUGACGGGGUUGAAGGGAAGGGUUCUACUUGGGAAGCGUUUAGGCAGAGCUUGGAGAAAAGUGGUUACUUUCAAGGGUUGCUUCCAGGUUCCAGUGAGUAUCAGAGGUUGAUGCAAAAUGCUCAAGAGUAUUUUAGAAACACUUCUCUUCACUCCAAAGCCAGUGACCUGAUGAGUGCUCCUGUUAGACGCAUCGAUGAAAUUCUUGCUUUGCCUUAUUCAGUGGACGAAUUUAAAGGCCAGGAGUUUCCUCCAUCUGACGAUGAUUCUUGGCUUUACAACGGAGAGGAAGAGUUAAAUUCUGCUCUUAUGGAAAGACAAAAGGAGAUGGAACUUUAUGACUUAAAACACAAAAGUAAAGGGAAAGAGAAAAAGGGUCAAGAUACUGGUUCAAAUGCUGAUGAGUUUGAUCCUAGUGAUGUAGCAAAAAGCAUGCGAGCAUUUGUUGACAUGGUGUCAAGUUUUGAGGGUGCUGAAGCUCCUGAAGACAGGAAUAAGGAAGUGAACUUUGAUGUGGAUCAAUUUUUCAAAGAGAUGGAAUCAGUAAUGAAGCGUCCAGGUGAAGCUGACAACAGUAAUAUUGAAGAAGGAUCAUCAUCUGACCUGGACUUUGAUGAUUCUGACGAGAGUGAUGGGGUUGAAUCUGCUGAGGAUAAUGAUGACGAAGAGGAUGCUUUUGUGCAGUCUUAUUCUGAUGCUAUGAAUGAACAACUAAAGGCAACAACCCUUCAGAAAAGUUUUGUUCGUGCUAGUGAACAAAUUCCAAAGAAGGAUGAGGGAACAUCACAUGCAGCAGAAGACAUGGAUGAGGACUUCUCUCCUGUAGAUGUGGAUGUAAAUUUAGUAAAAAGCUUGCUUGAUUCCUUUUCUUCCCAACAAGGGCUUCCUGGUCCUGCAUCCAAUUUGCUUGGGCUCAUGGGGGUGCAGUUCCCACAAGAUGCUAAGAAGAGCAAGUGAUGUUAUGUUGUUGCUAGAGUUUUUGCCGAGGUUUCUAAAGUUGAUGGGUUCUCAAACAGGGUAGUCUCCAUGUGAUGAAAUGUUGCAUAACCUGUUAAUCAGGAUCUUUUUUCCGGAAGGUAGUCACUUAGUCGGCUGAUACCAUAUUGGGAAUGCCUACUCUCAAGGUGAUUGUACCAGGUGUUGGCGCUAGAUUGGUUAAGAACUGUGUUAUUUCCUUGCCUUGUUUGAGGGAAAAGCAAGAGAACCUAUUUAUAGAUAUAGUAAGUUAUCUGGCCUUGCUAAAUUUGAAAGUAGGAUAACCUUAUUUUAAAUAUAUGUAAAUCAGAAAAAGGGUUAUUAUGUUGAAUUAUUACGCACAAUUUGGAUCGUGUAUGGAAGUUUCAGAAUGAAUUAAACCCUACAGAAGGGAUAUCUGCCAGGUAUUGCUGGUGUUUACUUGCAA
Medicago truncatula (barrel medic) is the source of this 2562-nucleotide messenger RNA. RefSeq names its product protein ecdysoneless homolog. Lineage: Eukaryota; Viridiplantae; Streptophyta; Magnoliopsida; Fabales; Fabaceae. The transcript has 6 exons. The record is from RefSeq and is a predicted model, not a curated record. Gene Ontology annotation, cellular component: nucleus. The coding region runs from base 222 to 2117 and encodes 631 amino acids.